GAACGCAGCAUUGCCUAGCAACAGCAAAGUUUAGUUUUACCCACGUCUACUCAGCUUAACCAGACUUUUAGCUGAACUUUCUCUGACACGAUGCCAAAAAAGAAGGAUAAGAAAACUGGCGACAAACAAAAGGAGGACAAGAAAACAUCGAAAAAGGACACUUCAGCGACUCCUGCCAAUAAAAGCUCCCAUGACGAGAAAGACAAGGAUUUAUACCUGACUCAAAUACGAUAUUUGGACGAGCAGCUGGAGAGAUAUCAGCUGAAAUAUGAUCAAGUAGAGAGGCAGAAGAAUGACUUAAAUUCUCAGUACAGUGCACUGGAAAAGGAGAAGAAGGACAUUGUUGAGUAUCUGAAACGCUCCGUCCUGGAAAAGGAAGAGGAGGUGGAUGAGCUGAAAGAGCGUCUGGAGAGUCAACAGAAGGCUGCAGAUAAGGAUAAAGAUGCCCUGCAGCUGCAGCACAGUCAACUGAGACAAGAGCUUCAAGACCGGAUUGAUGAAGUCGCCGCAGAAAAUAUGACACUUGUGGUGAAGCUUGCUGGUCUGGAGGAGUUUCAGAAGCAGAAAGAGGAGAUGAUGUCCAACAUGGAGUCUCUGGAGAAGCAGCUGACCAGUCAGAAGGAGAAACACAAAGCUGAUGUCCAUAGCCUGGAGAUGAAAGCACUGCUGGAGCAGAAGAGGUUGGAGAAGGAGAUGGAGAGCCAUGUGGCGGCUAUGGCUGCACAGGUGCAGCACCUGGUGGACCAGAAGGUCCCAGAGACGAUCAGGUUGGCCCUUCAGGAGAACAUGGAGGUUAAGGCUCAGUUCAGCCAACUGUCAGAGCAGGCACAGGGCCUGAUGGGGCAGAACUCUGCCCUGCGGGACCGUAAGAGCCAGCUUAGUGUGGAUGUGGACAUCCUGGAGCAAAUGCUCAGUGAGAUGUCUCACCAGAGCUGCAUCCGCAAGAAGGUGGUGGAGCAGCUUACAGAAAAGUGUCAGCAGCUGCAGGCAGAGCUGAAAGACUGUAGCCAAGAAUGCAGGCAGCUUCAGGCUGAAAACACAAGAGUCCUGACCGAGAUGGAGGCACUCAGACAGGGCCGGGCCGCAUUGUCUGAGCAGUGUAGUAAAACCAGAGCUGAGGUGAGACGGCUGGAGGUGGAGCUACAGGAGGAGAGGAGGAGGAAUAGCAGGAUGAAGAGUAACAUGCAGGAAGUAGCCAUCACUCUCAAACAAGCCAUGACGGAGGCAGCUACUGAGAAGGACUCUGAGGUGGACCUCCAAUGGAGGCAGCUGAUGCAGAAGGUGCUGGUGGUCAUGGACAUGCCCACACUCACCAACUCCACCACAAAGAACGACCAGCUGAAUGAGCUGCAGACCUCUGACCCAGUAGCAGCCAGAACAGGGAUGAAUUAUAAACACACACUCUCCAGGACAGGAGCUGUAUCAAGCAGUACCCACACACCUCUGCAUAGGAAGUCAUCCAGUCAGAAAACAGUUGGCUCCAGUAAACCAGCUGAUUCAACUGUCAGAUUUCUGACCACCAGAAACUCAUUCAGUAAACGCAAAUAAAAACAUUCAUAGAGAA
Larimichthys crocea (large yellow croaker) is the source of this 1564-nucleotide messenger RNA. RefSeq names its product cilia and flagella associated protein 157 (gene cfap157). Gene Ontology annotation, cellular component: ciliary basal body; cilium. The record is from RefSeq and is a predicted model, not a curated record. Gene Ontology annotation, molecular function: microtubule binding. Lineage: Eukaryota; Metazoa; Chordata; Actinopteri; Sciaenidae. The coding region runs from base 91 to 1548 and encodes 485 amino acids. Gene Ontology annotation, biological process: sperm axoneme assembly. The transcript has 9 exons.